Molecule: messenger RNA, 3697 nt
Organism: Conger conger (European conger)
Lineage: Eukaryota; Metazoa; Chordata; Actinopteri; Anguilliformes; Congridae
Product: nuclear transcription factor Y subunit alpha-like
Exons: 10
Coding region: 186-1133 (315 amino acids)
Biological process (GO): regulation of transcription by RNA polymerase II
Cellular component (GO): CCAAT-binding factor complex
Molecular function (GO): DNA-binding transcription factor activity, RNA polymerase II-specific; RNA polymerase II cis-regulatory region sequence-specific DNA binding
Source: RefSeq, a predicted model, not a curated record
UGAUGUUCGACCUGCGCCAUUUUGUCCACACACCGUGGUGAUUGGGUUUGGAGAACGGUACUGGAGCCAAUCAGAGGAAAACCGGGCGGCAAAACUGUGAGAGGGAGCGCGGUUCGGAGGGGAUUGUAUCAGAGCAAGAGUGAGCAGAACCCAGGGGGCGGAGCCGAGCGGCGGAGAGUGCGAUCAUGGAACAGUUCACCACGGCAACCACCACCAGUGGGGAGCAGAUCCUGGUGCAAACGUCUGGCGGACAGCUACAGCAGCAGGGCACGAUCACCACGCUGCAGCUGCAGACCGAGGCCCCCGGGGGCUCGCCCGCCGGCCAGCAGGUGCAGACGCUCCAGGGGCAGCCCCUGAUGGUGCAGGUGAGCGGGGGGCAGCUUAUUACCUCCACAGGGCAGCCGCUCAUGGUGCAGGCCAUGUCUGGAGGCCAGGGACAGACCAUCAUGCAGCUGCCCAUGGCCGGAGGGCAGGGGCUACAGCAGAUCCAGCUUGUGCAGCCGGGGCAGAUCCAGCUGCAGGGGGCAGCGGGCCAGCCUCAGCAGAUCAUCAUCCAGCAGCCUCAGACGGCCGUCACUGCCGGGAACCAGGGUCAGCAGAUCACAGUGCAGGGGCAGCAACUGGCCCACACUGCUGAGGGGCAGACCAUAGUGUACCAGCCAGUCAACGCCGACGGCACCAUCCUGCAGCAAGGAAUGAUCACCAUCCCAGCGACCAGCCUGGCUGGAGCGCAGAUCCUGCAGACAGGGGGGGCCAGCACCCCCACCACCAACAGUCAGGGAACCAUGACCGUCACUCUGCCCGUGACCAGCAACAUGGUCAACGCCGGGGGCAUGGUCAUGAUGGUGCCAGGCAACAGUGCGGUCCCCACCGUGCAGAGGAUGCCGUUGCCGGGGGCGGAGGUGCUGGAGGAGGAGCCUCUGUACGUCAACGCCAAGCAGUACCACCGCAUCCUGAAGAGACGCCAGGCCCGCGCCAAGCUGGAGGCCGACGGCAAGGUCCCCAAAGAGAGGAAGAAAUACUUACACGAGUCGCGCCAUCGCCACGCCAUGCACCGUAAACGGGGCGACGGGGGACGCUUCUUCUCCCCGAAGGAGAAGGAGGAGAUGGGACUGACUCUGCAGGAGUCCUAGACGGGAGAGGAAACGGUGGUGCAGCUGAUCUGUGUGUCUUAAGGCCGGACAACCCUCCCCACACACACACACACACACACACACGUGUGUGUGCUGAUCGUCCGCGACAUGACACACUGUCAGCCAGCUCCAAGCACCAAAACACUCACCUGGAAUCCUGCCUGUUUUCAUCAAACAGCUAAUCUCUCAGUUCCUGUUUCUGUGUAGUGCCAUUUAAGGCCCAAAUUGGACACGCAGGGCUUCACAGUUAGCCCGGUGACUACAGAAGGUUUUCGGGCCGUAGUUUUAAAUGCUACACAGUCUGAAGAUUUCAAAUAAGAGGCUAAAAUUCUGCUCAUCCAGGGCCCACCACAGCUUACCAUCACAAGUCUUAACAAGUCUUUUCAUAUUGAGACCUAAAAUAUUUUUUUCCACUCUCUCAAGUAGAAAAUAUUAUCUUGUUGUUAGCUACUGUUUGCUGGACAAGUGAAACUGUCUUACACCAUUGGCAAAUCUGGAAAUUUGUUAACUCUCACCUCAUUUGCAAUAUUUUUGUCUUAUUUGGCAAAAAAUAUAGCAAUAGGAUUUUAAGUCUAAAUUUAACGUUAAAAUACUUUUCGAGAUUUACUUAUUUUGUUUGUUUUUGCAGGUUUUAGGUUAUUUACAGUAUUUUCUUGGCGCAAGAGCAACCUACAGGGAUGAUUAGUUUUUUUUGGCAUAGUUUGUUCAUUAAAGCAAUUCAGGUGAAGUAUCUUGAUCAAAGAUACACCUGUGGUGCCCCGCCAGGGAAGAAAUAUCUGCCCCAAGCUCUGUUUCCUAACCAGCAUUGCCCAUUAACUCCCUUUGUCCACCAUGCGUCUCUCCAUGUCCCGAUGCUAAAAUGGCUCCUGGCCCUUCUGUCUUCGUCAUUUGAAGACCUACAGUCCGAAAACCUGCCGGUGGAGCUGGUGAAGUUCUCUUUGAACUUGAGCCGCAAAACUGAGCAUUCUAAGGAGGUUCCUGCAGUGUUUCUUAUGAUUUAAAGAAAGGUUUUCAAGAGGCAUCCAGGAAUCUGUGUGCAGAUGAAGAGUUAGCCGUAGUGACCGGUUAGGGUAUGUGUGCAGAUAAAGAGUUGGCCUUAGCGAUUGGUCACCCUCUGUGUACCGUUUAUAUUUCCCAGAAACGUCCAAUCAGUGUUGAUGUCACAUGAUGCCAACAUGCUGCAUGCAGCCCGUGCAGUAGUGAUAGCAUGGAGAAGGUAAUUCAAAUAAACUGCGCAAUAGCACAUUUUUCAAAGCAUUUGAAAAGAAAAACGUUUAUAUCUUUCGAAAGUACGAGCGUUGGUGAAAAAGGCAUCAUUCUGCUCACCAAAAUGCUUAUUUAGUCUAUAGACUUUGUAUUUGUUCCAUGAUAGUAAUUAGACAUGUUACAGAAAUCCCCUAAUUUGGUAUUGUACAAUAUUUAAUCUUCUUUUUUUGUACCUCAGCAUCCAGGGAAGCUGACGUCCAAGUAGUCUUGAGAACUGUCAUGUUCUACAGUUAAGAAGAUAGCUAGCAGUAUUGAUAUUUGUUUUUAUUUUCUACAUUAACUUUUAAAAAUGACAUAGGGGCCUACAACAUAUUUGCAGAAGUUCACUUUAUUAUGUUAUUUUAAGCAGUUAGCCCGCCGUGGUGGCUGUAAUGCAAAUGAUCUGUAGCACUUAACAACUGCCACUGAGAGUGGAGUUUGACGGUCAUCCUCCCUUAACUCACUGGAGAUGUUGGGGUUUGUUGCUCCUAUGCAUCAGAGCUGUAUUUACUAAAUGGGUUCAUUAUGUUCUCGAUCCGUCAAAGUUCUCUUCCCUCCGUGUGUUGUGCUGUCUAAAGGGACCGCAGACUGUUAGUGGAGUUAAUCUUUCAUUUGAAUCCGAAAGCACGAGUCGAUUAUUUAUCUCCUGAGGGACAGGACUGGUGCAAUGUCUGUCUCAUUCUCAGACCACACGCCACCAAGAGAGGACUAUGCUUCCCUUACGGGGUUCGUACACAAGCACAGCCGAGCUGUAUGGCACCAGCGAUUGCCUUACUCAUACAGAUGGAGUUAAACAGGAAGGACUUUGACUAUGCUCUCCGUCAGUAUUGUGCAGUACUCUGGAAAUCAGGCCAGGGACUUUGGACUAUGUAGAAGGGAAAUCCAUUUAGUUGUUAAUACACUUCAGUUAUUUUUUAUUGAAAACAUGUUGUGUUGAGGAACAAGUAUAUGUGGUGGGAUGGCUUUGUCAAGCUUCUCUUUCCUUUCCAAAGUAAUCGUCUUUUUUCCAUUUUUCUCCUUUAAUAGUGUGUCAGUAAGCCUUUUUUUGUGUUGGGGUAAAAAUAAAAACACCUUUUAGUGUUUGUUACUGAGAAGUUUGUUUUGUAUGUUUGUAUUUGUAAUACUCAAAGGGCUUUUUUUCUUUUCUUUUCUUUUUACUUUUCCUGGGAAAAGACAGAUCUUUGUGUACUAUGUACCUAUAUACAUCUGUAUAAAGUAAUUCUAUUACAUGAUGAGCUCCAUACAUGAAUACAUGAAAUACAUGAAACUGUUUUGAACUGUACAUUGCUUAGUAAAUAAAUUGAUUGCUUAUAUUAAAA